Molecule: messenger RNA, 1608 nt
Organism: Venturia canescens
Lineage: Eukaryota; Metazoa; Arthropoda; Insecta; Hymenoptera; Ichneumonidae
Product: cilia- and flagella-associated protein 161
Exons: 2
Coding region: 80-622 (180 amino acids)
Biological process (GO): cilium assembly
Cellular component (GO): motile cilium
Source: RefSeq, a predicted model, not a curated record
CAGAAUAUACUGUGCAUGAAGAAUUUUUUAUAUACUUUCUCAAGUGAUUUAUAUUCAUGAUAAACCAUCAGACAUAAUCAUGUAUAAUCCAACUGUCAAAAAAGGGAAUUGGCUUCAGAAACUCGAGUUAGGGAAAGAAAAAGUUGCAUCUUUUUUAGAAAAACGAGAAAAAGGAGAAUUACUUGUGCAGCAGACAAGAAACAUGUUCCAUAAUUUAUUGCAAAAAACGCGGUUGUCAGAGGACAUUGAUGGUUUUGUAAAAUUUGGAAGCUGCAUACAGCUCAAAGCACCUGACAUGCCCAACUCUCCUCCCCCGACUUCCAGUAUUGCGACCGAGGAUGAUAAAAAUGGUUAUGGGGUUGUUAUGACGGCAACAAUCCAUGACAAACACAUCUCGAAAGUAUCCAACUUAACAAAUGAUUGCAAUCUUGUUGCAUCCCCCUUACUCACUCCUUGUAUGCGCAAUAGUUUUGUCAUCAAAUCAGCUGAUAAAUGUAAUAGAGAUGGCGAAAAUUUGCUCUUCGGACAAGAAUUUCUGAUGCAGGUAUUAACUCAAUUGAACAAAAAUAAUAAUAUUCUACUGUUCGGAGAUUAUUUGUUUAUUGAGUCAACAAUAGUAUAAUAUAGCGACGAAAUUUCCAGUUUUUAUUCGCUCAAAAUUCCUGUACAAAAAAGUUCGUAUUUCAUCACAAUAUUUAUGAAAAUUGUUUUUUAAAUUCUUAUUAGAAAAUCAUGUAUUAAGAAUUUUUUGAAGACCGCGAUUGUCAAUUUUAACUUAAUUAUUUUCCUGUUAUAGCAAGCCCAUAUAUAGAUUCCAAAAAAUUAACGAAAAAUUUGUUUGAUAUUGAGGAAAUUAUGACGUAAAUAUAUACUUUUGCAUUUCGCAUUCAUUAGAAAAUCUUGAAUAUUGUAUAAACGUAUGAAUAUGGUUAAUUUUUUAAGUUUAUACCAUAUAUAAAAGAUCGUGAAUUCAACGGGUGAAGAAUUAUAUGCGAGAUCAGAAAGACCUUCAAUCGAUGGGCUCUGGGGUCCAUUGGGACAUGAACCAGUACGUUUGAGCAACAAGAAAGAUUGUUACGCUCUGUGGAAAGUUCUUUACUGGGACAAAGCGAAGAGAAUAGAUUCCGAGGGCGCUCCUUUUCCUCCAUACACCAGGUCCUACAUUCAUAAUCUUUAAAAAUCACUCAAACGAUUGCUUCAAUAAUUUUAGUUGCCAAAAUAAAACCAAAUUCCAGGCCAUUUGAGAUUUUCGUCUAAUGAUUUUCAGAAUUCAGUAAAAUCCUUGUCUAUGAUCGAAAAAUGAAUAUUCCAUUGGUAACUUUCUCGGAAAGCGAGCUCAAGUGAUUCAAAUAUAGUUUUCAAACUUUCUAGCCGUCAUUGUAGUAUUUAUGAGCAUAAUCGUAUUUCAUAUUUUAGUUUUUUGCCGAAUUUCUAGGCACUCGAUUCAAAUCGAAUAAAUUAUUUUUCAACCUUCAUGCAAAACGUCCUCAAUCAGCAUUCCUUUCAAUUGAGAGAUUCCCGGGAUAUUGCACUUUGAAAUCUUGUGAUAUCUUUCUCUGUCACGGACAUUCGACCAGCCAUGUAGAAUUUUACAGAGUUGUGGUGAGA